GUUUAUUGACAGAUAUCAAACGAACGUAACCUUUCUUUUUUUUCGUUUUGUUUUGGAUACAAUUAUAAUUAACAUUUCAGUAGUUUUCAAUUAAUAAACUAGUGAUUUUGAUUUAGUAAAUGUUGUUUUUACUUAUAAAAUAAUUCGUGGUUAUACACUAAUUAACGUUACGUGUAUAAACGUAUAAAUUGUGUACAUAUUGACGUAGUGUUAUAAUUUAUAGUCUAUUUUUUUAUAAAACAUUCAAUAAAUUCAUUAUAAAAAUGUUAUACUUACCUUAUCAGUGAUGAUAGUAUACUUUCGGAAGUAUGUGGUAAUGGGCAUCAUUACGUAUGUUAAAAUUUUAACAAAACAAAUUAUAAGAACUAUGUACACUUGAAAAAAACGUGUAUAAUAUGUGGAUAAUUCUGUUUUCUUGGUGUACUACUGUUAGUUUUGUGAUGAUUUUAGUGUUAUGUAUCUGUUGGAGGAAAAAAACUAUAACGGAAGAUUGGCAUGGAUUGGAUGGUAUGGUAACGCAAAAAAAUCCCGAUGAAAACGUAAAUCACCUUCCUUCAGUAACAACUGUCGUCGACGGCAUAAAUUCUAGUGGAGACUGUUCUAAUUCGAACAAAAGGAAUAUUACGAAUUCCCGAAGGAGUUUACCCGAUAUACCAUCCGAGCAAGCUACCAAUAUAAAUUGGGACCCGACGGAUAAUUCUUCUGAACAUUACGCCACAGUGGGUCAAUAUCCGAAUUCAGGUAAACGACAUACUAUAGCUAACGGAAUAGAAAACGACGAAAAUGUUUCUCCUUAUGAGCGUGUUAAAUACGAUAAGAUCAAUUCAAACGAACACCCUUACGCCCAAUUGCAACCGAACGUUUCUAGACAGUUAGAACCCGAAGAAAAUCGCGCGUCUUCUGAGGAGAGAAUCAAUUUGUUGAGGACCGAUGCGAAUCCGGCGGACGAACCUUCGUCUCCGAUUAUAUCUCGUCGAUCUUCGUCGCACAGCGUCGGUUUGGAUAUACCGGCGGCCUCGGCCGUUGCCGGGGUGGUCGCCGCCAGUCCGGAACUGCCCUACAUGACCCCGCCGGUAACCCAAGCCAAUUUUAGCGGAGAUUCGCAAGAUUCUUCGAAAGGGUAUACCAGUAUCAGUGUAAGAGAACCUUUGGCUAAUAUACUAGCCCAAACUAACGAGAUGAUUCAAACUAAACCCGAAACGGUUUAUCCCCAUUAUUCGACAGUUUCCGACGAUUCCGACGACGUUUAUACCACAAUCCCCGAUCCGAACAACCCUGUAUAUAACAGCGAAAGCGAAACCUACGCCAGGAUACCAUCGGCGCCGAUUACGGUGGAAGUGGAAGUGAACGCGCCGCCUCCGGCCCGUUUACAAAUUCAACAAGACGUAAUCGGCGACGAAACCGCUCCCCAACCGCCCCCCGUAGAUAGUUUAAAGCAAGUUAUGGCGCAGAAUCACACCAAAAGUCGUACUCACUCGCGGCAAGGUUCGUCAUCGAGUUCAAUAGCCAAUUUGGGUUCUCCCAAACCGGAAAAACGACAAGUCAAUUCCCCCCUACCGCCCCCGCCGACCAACGUCGACGAUCUCUACGCCAAAGUACACAAAAAUAAAAAAGAAGAAACCGCCGCCGAUCAAAAUGAUGUCGAAACUAUCGUAGAAGAAAAUACAAUCAGUAUCAACGUCACCAGAUCGUCGUUGGGGAAUAAAAUACCCCAAAGGAGAUACAAAAAUCACGAUUACGAAACUCUGAAAAAAUCCGCGAGGAGAACCAGCGAUCCUGGUUACGAGAAAAUUCGCGACGAGCCUGGUUACGCGAGCAUCGCGGGUCCGGAGAGCAUCCCGAACUCCGACGCCGGGUACGAGAUUAUUAAAAACAGGUCAGAAGAGGAUCCGAAUUACGAGGAACUUCGACAUCGAGUGUCGAACGCGAGCGAUUCUUCGGCUUAUACGAAAAUUAAAGAUUUGAACGACGGUUAUUCUGUGGUGAAGAAGGACGAACCGAAUUACGAGAGUAUGCGCGGCGAUGAGGUCAAUUACGAUGGUUCUAAAUCGAAUAGCAGCGAAUCCGAUCCGAAUUACGAGAGCGUUAAAGAUUUGGAGGAGCCCCCGUACGAGAGGUUGGAGGAGGAUUCGAGUAGGACGAAUUCCGAUCGAUCCGGUAGCGAUAGAUCGAAGAAAAAAGAAUCGGAUAUAAACGAUACAUCCGAAAGUUCGAGUAGCAUUGGAAAAUCUUCCUCCGACAAAACAGAUCUGCCCCCCUACGAGCUGUUGAACAACGAUACCGAACUUUUCGGAUACGAAAAAAUUGGGUCGAAACUUCCAUCCAAUCACGAUACGACGAAUAUACACGACGAAGACGCUAUUUUUCAAGUGUGAUUUCCAAACAACGACUGGCCUAAUUUUUUAUUUGAAAAUUUUUACUUUGUACAUUUCUAUUUAUUAUUUAUAUUAUCCCUGUGGUUUUUCCCGAUGGUUUCGUCCUAUUCCUUGUUUUCCCCAGUUUUUUUUUACCAUUCAUUCGAUAAAUUCAAGUUUUUAUCUUACAGGGUGGCCCAAAAUGAAAUUUUUAUUCAUUGAUGGAAAUUUUCUUAGAAAAUACAAUUUUUUGUACAUCCCGUAUUAAAAAUUACCAAAUACGAA
Molecule: messenger RNA, 2639 nt
Organism: Diorhabda carinulata
Lineage: Eukaryota; Metazoa; Arthropoda; Insecta; Coleoptera; Chrysomelidae
Exons: 10
Coding region: 396-2375 (659 amino acids)
Source: RefSeq, a predicted model, not a curated record